Messenger RNA from Cryptomeria japonica (Japanese cedar), 1294 nucleotides. Its product is annotated as transcription factor MYB1. Lineage: Eukaryota; Viridiplantae; Streptophyta; Pinopsida; Cupressales; Cupressaceae. The transcript has 3 exons. Bases 21 to 1034 code for a protein of 337 amino acids. The record is from RefSeq and is a predicted model, not a curated record.
GAGGUCUUCCUUGAUCAGAAAUGGGCAGAACUCCUUGCUGCUCUAAAGACUCUAUGCUCAAUCGUGGGGCUUGGACUGCCCAAGAAGAUUCCAUUUUAAGCGAAUACAUCAAAAUUCAUGGAGAGGGCAGAUGGCGAUCAAUCCCCCAAAACACAGGUCUGAAGCGGUGCGGAAAGAGUUGUAGAUUGCAUUGGUUGAACUAUCUCCGUCCUGACAUUAAGCGGGGGCACAUUUCGCCUGAUGAAGAGGAUCUCAUCCUUAGAUUGCAUGGACUCCUAGGCAAUAGAUGGUCACUUAUUGCUGGACGUCUGCCAAGUCGAACAGACAACGAAAUAAAGAAUUACUGGAACACUCAUCUCAGAAAGAAGACCCAGUCACUGCCAGAGAAGAAAACUCUUCCCAAACCUGCUUUUCCUGCAGGUGAUCGCAUGUUCAAGUCUUCUCCAGUUAAAGCAAAGGCAGUGAGAUUAAGGAAGGGCGAAAACAAAUAUGGUAGUAUCUCUGGGAUUUCGACUCAUCAGGAAAUGAGCUCCCCUAUUACUGCAAUUGAGCAAAGAGAUCUGAUCUCCUGCGAAUCAUUGAUCAAGGAAGACGAUUCUCAAAGCACCCAUUUUCCAAUGGAGAAGAAUAUGGUUAAAUCACAAUCUCCAUCAAUGGAAAUUGAUGGGCAAUAUGCCCCUUGUUACACACCCAUUUCAGUUGACUAUCAAAGCCCACAUUCUGAGCCUUGUGCAGAGAGUGGAGUAAAUACAUUCGAGAGUUUACUAUACAUGAACGAGCUCUCUUCUCCAGAGUUUGAUGCUUGUACCAGUAGUAAGAUAGACCAGUUGCUAGAUAACAAUAUACAGCAGGUGAAUAGUUUUACAGCUAGUGAUGAGCAAGCAAAUAAAGAAAUACAACAGAAAGGGGAUUGGGUAGAGGAGCUCCAAUAUCAACAGAAGUCAAGUCUACAGUGGCUUAGCCUUCUCCUCUUGGAAUCCGAGGAGGACUGGGAGGAAAGAAAUAACAUUAAAGAAUCUGCACAGUUUUCAUGAAAACCAGACACCGUAUUGAAGUAAAGUGGUAUAUGUUUUAGAAAACUAUGUUGUUCAUUCCAUACCUACAUUUGCAAACAGUGACUUCCUUGAGUUAAUAUUAUGGAGCUACCCUUCCAUAGUAGGGAUGGGGACUGAUUGAAAUGUGUCACAGACAUUUAGAAUCUAUAAUCAAUUUAGGCAUGCCUUGCUGCCGUUUAUAAUAUAGUAAGGUAGCUUAGAUGUAUAUAUUAUGGUAUUAAUUUUUAUUUCAAUAGUAA